GCGGCCCGGGCUCGCUUCGUCGCCGCCACAGCCACGGUUGCCUCGGCUCCGCCGCAGCCUCUGCCGCCUCUGCUCCGGCUGCGACCCCAACUGAGAUCGAGACCUCAGUCCCUGCCCCGCCCCAGACCGCAGUCGGGCCAACUUCUGCCCAGGCCGGGACACCGGCGCCAGCCCCGGAGGCCCAGUCGUGGGACCAUGCUGCCCAGCUCCAUCCAGAUUUCGGGGGAGCCGCUGUCAGGCGCUGAGGUGCGGGACAUCUGCCGCGGCCUGCGCGACAACGCGGUGCGCCUGCUCUCGCUGCGCGGUUGUCGCCUGUGCGACCGCGACUUUGGACGCAUCUGCCGGGCCCUAGCUGGAGCCACAUCCCUGGCGCAGCUCAACCUUAACCUGGGCGUCGUGUCCAGCCCCAGCCGCAUCAAGCAGCUGGCGGAAGCGCUUCGGACCAACCGCUCCAUCCAGUCCCUCUUCCUGCACGGGAGCCCACUGACGGACGCGGGACUGGCCUUGCUGAACCCUGCCCUGGCUCUCCACCCUGCCCUUGUGGCUCUUGACCUGGGGGACUGCAUGCUGGGUGAUGAAGCCAUCAACCUCAUCUGUGGCCUCCUCCCUCCAGAUGGGGCGAAGUCUGGUUUGAAGGAGCUAACACUGAGUGCCAACCCUGGUAUCACCCCUAAGGGCUGGAGCCGCCUUGCCAUUGCUGUGGCCCACAGCUCCCAAGUCCGUGUCCUCAACUUGGACUACAACCCCCUGGGUGACCAUGUGGCAGGGAUGCUGGCUGUAGCUGUGGCCUCAAGCCGUACCCUAGAAGUCCUAGACUUGGAGGGCACAGGACUCACCAACCAGUCAGCUCAGACCCUACUGGACAUGGUAGAAAAUUACCCGACAGCUUUGCGGAGCCUGGUGUUGGCUGAGAACAGCAUUAGCCCAGAGCUGCAGCAGCAGAUCUGUGACCUCCUCUCUGAAGGGGAAGAAGAGGAAGAGGUAGCAGGAGGGGCUGUGGACACCCAGGAGUGGGGGAGAGGCCGGGAGCCUGCUCCCCACCAGCGGGGUAGCAGCUCCUGGAUGUGCCCCAGCGAUCCCAGCUCUCAGAUGGUGCUGAUGACAUCAGGACUAGGGGACAGUCUGUUGGCUGAGACCGAGAUGUGACUCUCCACUUGGGCUCUGCGCAUCAUUACAUUUGUAUGUGUCCCACUACCUUCCUCCACAUGGCAGGGCAAGGGCCUGGCUGGGGCUCUGGCAGCUGUCACUGGGCAAAUAGCCUUGGGGGAUGGGGUGGGGACGGGACUUGAACCCAGGGUACUGACUUUGAACUUGUUGGCAGCUCUGGCUGCAACCCGCUGGCUCGGAACAGAUUUUAUAAACUGCACAACCUGG
This is a messenger RNA of Myodes glareolus (Bank vole), 1374 nucleotides long. It is a transcript of the gene Lrrc73, whose product is annotated as leucine rich repeat containing 73. The record is from RefSeq and is a predicted model, not a curated record. NCBI's taxonomy places the organism in Eukaryota, Metazoa, Chordata, Mammalia, Rodentia, Cricetidae.